UUUGAGGAGCUUAAACAAUCAGGUGCUCCUGAAUAUAUAACUAUAAUGAAAAUUAAAAAGAAGUGGAUGAAUUUGAUGACACGAUAUAGGCAAAUAAAAAAUACUACUUUGAACCCUGAAACCAUAACUUGGCCAUACUACGAACAAAUGGAUAGAGCUUUUAGUAGGGAAAUAGAAACAGAUUCCGAAGGAAAAGCUAUGGAUACAUCCUUAAAUCCAUCUUUAAGCAACGAUGAAAGGCAAUGUUUUAUGAAAAAAUUAAUAGAAUUGCGAUAUGUACACAGGCACUUAUUUACUGGUAGAAAAUACACUGCCAGAGAUGGAUGGAUGAUUAUUCAAUCUCUAUUACAAUGUCAAGGAAAGUAUUCCAUAGACCAACUAAGUAAAUGUUGGCAAAACUUGGUGCAACGGUACAAACAGUUGGCGAAAGGAGAGUCUACAGAUAACAUAACUUGGCCGUAUUUUGAAUAUAUGCACAGAUGGUUCAAAGAUAACAAGUUUCAAGAUUUAAAAAUGGAUACAACCGCUAGCGAAAGUAUUAUUGAAGGCGAAGAAAAAGACGAAGAACUCCACCAAAAAGAUACCAUGGUAGAAACGCCAGUAAAGAAUAAUCUUUCUUUGGAUAGAAUAAAAAUACAAUUGUUGACUGAAAUAAAAGCGCAACAAGAAAAAAACCAUCUUGUGGUGAUGGAAGCUUUAAAGAAUAUUUCGAAUCAAAUGGAUAGUAAUCAAUUGAAUAGUUUGAAGAAUGUUGAGUAUGAAUGUACCCCGAUAACUGUGAAAUAUGUAGGUGAAUAGUUUUAGUGAUAUUAUAAUUAGCUUCAUUUAGUAUAAAUAAAACACUACACUUUAAU
Molecule: messenger RNA, 854 nt
Organism: Diorhabda sublineata
Lineage: Eukaryota; Metazoa; Arthropoda; Insecta; Coleoptera; Chrysomelidae
Exons: 4
Coding region: 46-798 (250 amino acids)
Source: RefSeq, a predicted model, not a curated record